Cottoperca gobio is the source of this 9647-nucleotide messenger RNA. It is a transcript of the gene daam2, whose product is annotated as dishevelled associated activator of morphogenesis 2. Lineage: Eukaryota; Metazoa; Chordata; Actinopteri; Perciformes; Bovichtidae. Gene Ontology annotation, molecular function: small GTPase binding; actin binding. Bases 2073 to 4922 code for a protein of 949 amino acids. The record is from RefSeq and is a predicted model, not a curated record. The transcript has 22 exons. Gene Ontology annotation, biological process: actin cytoskeleton organization; negative regulation of oligodendrocyte differentiation; regulation of non-canonical Wnt signaling pathway.
GUUCUGUGGAAACAAACCAUCUGGCGUGUCAGGUUAGAAACUGGUACCAGUCAAUGUAUAUGAAGCAACUGCCAAGUCAACCAUCCAACAGACGCCAGUUAUUUCCUAGUUCUGUGUUGCCCUUGUCUCUUCCACCACGCCUCUAGCCCCAUCUCUGAUACCAGCACCAGGGCAAGCUAAAUUGUCUCCAAACCUAAGUAAUAGAUGUUGUUGUUUUCUUCAAUUUUGUUAAUGUAAAAUUUGUCUUGAAUUUCAUUCUGAAUGGCAUUAAUAAAAAGUCCUAAAGAGUCUUAAAUCUAACUUGCCUUUAUCUUUAGGAACCCAUUGCAUCUAUCCUCCUUCUUCCCCUGUAUAAGCACAAGCAAACUGUUUCAGUACAUAGGAUGAGUGCAUGAGCGAACGUGUGCACGUGUUUCUGGCGAGCUGUCGGCAAAAGCAGCAGAGCCAAGCAAAGCAGGCAGCGAACGAAGCCUUGAAUCCCGUCCACCCUUUUGAACCCACUCUCAUACAUUAAUCACAAGAAUGUUCAUCUUAAUUUCUCUCCCCUUAUGAAACCUUCUCCCUCUGAGGCGGACAGGCGCGUGGCUAUCGCUGCCUCUCCACGGGCCAAAGACUCGUCGCUGAUAUAAGACGUGAAACUUCAAACGGUUGCUCCAGUAGCUCCAGUGUCUGUUUUACAUCUGAAUCAAGUCGUAUCUACUGUAUUGGAUGUAUUUUUCGCCACCUUGUUGUGCAGCUCAAACAAGAAGCACAUUGUUUGCUGAAAGGUUGCAUGUGCGUUCUUUACCACUCCAAUGCAUUGUUGAGGAAGGUUGGCUGUAUACUUUCAUGACCUUCUUGAUCUCUGCUGGAGAUCAGAGGAUUACGUGUCUUUAAGAGAUUUACUGGUCAUGCCAGGUAAAGUAUGUGUGUCGGUGCUUAUGUAUGCAUCUGCUAGAAAUCUGGGACUGAUCGUGUGCCUAGGGAUAAUAAUUGGAUGAUUUACAUUUUUUUGCGUUUUUGAUUUUUUCCAUGCCUGCUCGAGCCAAGACUUGGCUAUGGAACUUCUGACAUCAGAACAAUGUAUCUGUUACAAUGAGUGGCAAUAAAUCUCUCAGAGCCACUCCCCCUUUCCUCACUGUCCAUCCUUCUUCUCUCUUCCUCUGUUCGUCCUCUGCCUCUUUCACUCCUAAUACAAGCCCUCAUUUGUUUGAAAUAUUUUAUGAGGCCUAUCAGGAAUCUUAGUGAGUGGGAAGGUCAUUUACAAUACAGCCCACGGUGUUCUCACUAGAUGUGACAUCCCUCAAUGUUUACAUGCCAUUCAAUAAGUCUGCUUCUCACCCAGCGGUAAUGACUCGCUGCUUUCUAAUUAGUUGCAUUAAUGAGGGUUGUCAGUUGGAGACUGGAUGAUUGGAACAUUGUGAAGUUUCACUUAUAAAUACGCUAUUCUUGUUUGGUAGCACUUGAUAGGGUCACUCCACCAAUUUUACACAUAAAGGUCUGUGUCCUCAUCAUAGACAAAACAAUUCAUCCGAGAAUGAGCAAACAAUAUUUGAUCAUCUGAUUUAUAAAAAAAAAAAAAAAAAAAAAAAAAAAAAAAAGUUGAUAUAAAUAAUUUGUUGUAGCCUUAAGCUAAGUAAUAAUUUAGCUUGAGUUGCUUUCUGAAAUGAACGUUGAGUUGGAGAAGCAUAAGUGGAGAGAUGAGGGAUGGUUCCCAGCGAGACGUGAACUGCGAACGCUGUGGUUCAUGGGCACCAGGGCACUGCAGCAAAUCUUUUUAUAAAUAGUUCUUAUAAAUAUUACAACAGAAUGUAAAGAUGCUUUAAAGGUGGAGCCACUUCCUGUGUGUUGUUUGAGAGAGAGAGAGAAAAUUGCAUGAAAUCUUUCUGUAAGUUAUUAAUAGUAAAGAUCUGAAUGUCAACGUUAUGAAUGAAGCGUCAAACUAUUCCGCACAGACCUCCAAGCCACGCAACGCCAGGGGAAUGGCCAUGGAUGUAUAAAGGGAAAGGUAGUGGGAGCAUCUGUAGCAAUGGAAGAAUGUACUAGUUGUAUAUUAUGUCACCGUUCCCUCCUUAUUCUUCAAUUUGAUCGGAAUGUCUACUCCUUUUCCUCCCCACCCCUCCAGGUUCGUCACACGCUUCAUCGAGCUCGACGGCCUCACCUGCCUCCUCAACUUCCUGAGCAGCAUGGACUACGAGACGUCGGAGAGCCGCGUCCACACCUCCGUCAUUGGCUGCAUCAAGGCCCUGAUGAACAACUCCCAGGGCCGCGCGCAUGUCCUGGCACACCCACAGAGCAUCAACACCAUCUCACAGAGCCUGCGGACGGAGAACAUCAAGACCAAGGUGGCGGUGCUGGAGAUUCUCGGGGCGGUUUGCCUGGUGCCCGACGGACACAAAAAGGUGCUGCAGGCCAUGGCGCACUACCAGAAAUACGCUGCAGAGAGGACUCGCUUUCAGACGCUGCUGAAUGAGCUGGACAAGAGUACAGGCCGCUACAGAGACGAGGUCAACUUAAAGACCGCCAUCAUGUCCUUCAUCAAUGCUGUGCUCAACGCUGGUGCUGGGGAGGACAACCUUGAGUUCCGCCUCCACCUAAGGUACGAGUUCCUGAUGUUGGGCAUCCAGCCGGUCAUCGACAAGCUCAGAGAGCACGAGAAUGCCACUCUGGAUAGGCAUUUGGACUUCUUUGAGAUGGUGCGGAAUGAGGAUGACUCUGAAUUAUCCAAAAGAUUUGAUAAUACCCACGUUGAUACUAAGAGUGCCGGUGCCAUGUUUGAGCUGAUCAAGAAGAAGCUGAGCCACUCAGACGCCUACCCCAACCUCCUCUCCAUCCUCCAGCACUGCCUGCAGAUGCCCUAUAAACGUGGUGGUGGCAGCCUGCAGCACUGGCAGCUCUUGGACAGGAUCCUCCAGCAGAUAGUCCUGCAGGACGAGAAGGGAGAAGACCCCGACAUCGCCCCUCUAGACAACUUCAGUGUUAAGAACAUCAUUCGCAUCCAUGGCUUCCACCGAUGCUCAAGGUUGGUCAAUGAGAAUGAGGUGAAACAGUGGCGAGACCAGGCAGAGAAAUUCAGAAAAGAUCAUGUAGAGCUGCUAGGUAAACUAGAGAAGAAGGAGCGAGAGUGUGAAACAAAGACCCAGGAAAAGGAUGACAUGAUGAAGACUUUGAACAAGAUGAAGGACAAACUCCAGCGCGAGGGAGUGGAGCUGCGCUCGGCCAGGGAGCAAGUCCAUGACCUGUCCUCACGCAUUAAUGACAUAUCUGGCGUCAGUGUGUCUUUCCCGGCUCCUCCUCCUCCUCCUGGUGGUCCCAUGGCUCCACCUCCACCACCUAUGAUGAGUGGCUUUCCGCCACCUCCUCCUCCGCUACCGUUCAGCUGCCCGCCUCCUCCACCACCUCCUCCCCCGCCUGGAGCGCCGCCUCCUCCACCAGGAGCCCCUCCCAUAUUUGGAGCCCCGCCUCCUCCUAUGUCCUCUUUAUUCAACUCCAACAUGCGCUCCAAGUCCAUCCCUCAGCCUUCUCAUCCCCUGAAGUCCUUCAACUGGGCCAAACUAGGAGAGAAUGUGAUCAACGGAACCAUCUGGAAUGACAUCGACGACCUAAGAGCUUUCAAGAUUCUUGAUCUCAAGGACAUAGAAAAGAUGUUUUCGGCCUAUCAAAGACAACAGGAGCUGCUCACUAACCAAUCCUUCAAACAGAAAGAGACGGGCUCAAUGGAUGACAUAUACGUCAGCACACGGAAGGUCAAAGAGCUGUCGGUCAUCGACGGUCGACGUGCACAGAAUUGUGUAAUCCUUCUUUCAAAGUUGAAAAUGAGCAAUGAAGAGAUCAAGAGGGCGAUCCUCGAGAUGGACGAGAGGGAAGAGCUGUCCAAAGAUAUGCUGGAGCAGCUGCUGAAGUUUGUCCCAGAGAAGAGUGACAUCGAUCUGUUGGAGGAGCACAAACAUGAGCUGGAGCGCAUGGCUCGGGCUGAUCGCUUCCUCUUUGAAAUGAGCAGAAUUGACCACUACCAGCAGAGACUGCAGGCUCUGUUCUUUAAGAAGAAGUUUGCAGAGCGUCUCGCUGAAACCAAGCCUAAAGUUGAAGCUAUCCUGAGUGCGUCCAAGGAGGUGGUCCGGAGCAAGAGGCUGACUCAGAUCCUGGAGGUGGUGCUGGCCUUCGGCAACUUCAUGAACAAAGGCCAGAGAGGCAACGCCUACGGCUUCAAGGUCUCCAGCCUCAACAAGAUCGCUGACACCAAGUCCAGCAUAGACAGGAGCAUCACCAUGUUGCACUACCUGAUCAUGAUCGUUGAGAAGAACUACAAUGACACGCUGCACAUCCAGAACGACCUCAGCAGUGUACCAGAGGCUGCCAAAGUCAAUUUGGCGGAGUUGGAAAAAGAGGUGCACAAUAUCAAAAGUGGACUGAAGGCUCUAGAGGCGGAGCUGCAAUACCAGCAGAACAGGACGAGGGAACGUGGGGACAAGUUUGUGGCUGUGAUCGGUGACUUCAUCACCGUGGCUGGCUUCAGCUUCUCUGAACUGGAGGACCAGCUGAGUGAAGCCAAGGACAAGUUUACCAAAUCUCUGAAGCACUUUGGGGAGGAAGAAGGGAGGAUGCAGCCCGAUGAGUUCUUUGGGAUCUUCGACACAUUCUUACAGUCGUUCAGCGAAGCACGGCAGGACCUGGAGAACAUGCAGCGACGUAAAGACGAGGAGGAGAGGAGGGCACGAAUGGAGGCCAUGCUCAAGGAGCAGAGGGAGCGGGAGCGGCGGUCCAAGAAGAGCGGCGCCUCAGACGAGGUCGGCGGGGAGUUUGACGACCUGGUGUCGGCACUGCGCUCUGGGGAGGUCUUCGACAAGGACCUGAACAAAUUCAAGCGCAACCGCAAGCGCUCCGUCAACCAGCUGGUGGAGGGCGGGGGCCGCGAACGAGCUGUCACUAAGGUCAACUACUAGGUCAGGAAAAGGAAGGAAAAAAAAACAUGAGGCACCUAAGUUCUGCCGCGGUGUAGAUCUCUUAACACCUUUAGUCCAGAUCCUCGAAUAGUGACCAUUGACAUUGGAGAGGAUGUAAGUAACGGCUGGACUGGACAUGUAGCGACAUGUAUAGACAGCUACGCCGUUUUGAAGGAUGCAUCCCCCUCCUCUGAUUGGUCUUCUAAAGCUAUUCCCAACCCGUUUGUCCUGGGCGUUGUAUGAUCUCUUGAUCUAAUGGAGACGGAGAGAGCACUGUGACACAUUAUCCCGUAUCUUUUGACCAUAUCCUCUUAACACUGUGCUCAAGCUUCCAGCUCUCUAUCACUCCAUGUUUUUCACUGCUCUUUUACCCCUUCACUCUUCCUCUGUGAGCUCCUUGGUGCUGGAGCAGCCCUAUCUUUUUGCUAUCUGGCUCUAAAACACACAGGACUUUGGGAUCAGCCAGUCACACUGUACAUAGACUUGAGGCCAAGUGAAAGGAUCGGGAAGAGGACCUAGAAGAAGAAGUGAACAAGAAGGUGGGAAGGGGGAACUAAGCCAUACCCUCCACAGUCAUGGUUGCUUCAAAUGUCCCCCAGAACAAGAGACGGAAUGGAUGGGUAUUCAUAAACUUCCUUUACUGGAAAGAGGAGCGUGCAUUCAGCAAAUCCCAGAAUGCUUUGUAGGCUUCUGAAAGAGUGAGGAAGGAUACAUGACGGGGGGGGGUUAUCGCUUCAUCCCAACGGCCUCCUCCAGCACACAGCAUUCCCAGGAGGGACGUACGUACAUCCAGAGCUGCAAUUUUAAGAGGACACAACUCUUCUCAAGGAAAAACAACAAUUGAUGACUGCCACAAGGCUCAAGCCUCACCUCCACUCUUCAAUGGUUUCGACAUUGUUCUGGCAUUAACCCGUGCCAAAGCAAAGAGAAAACAAAUGUAAAUGUAUUAAUACAAACCAUACUGCAAUUAAGCAUUGAUAUAUAUUUAUAUUUAGAUGCAGACGAGCUGAUUGCAAAGAUGUAGUUUACUUUUCUUUUUUUAUGUUUUCAUGACAUUUUGGGGUUUUGUACACACAAUGCAUUAUUUGUUGGUUUUGCAAGUUCACAUUGCUGUUGAAGUGAAUUUCUAUACAUUUUGCGCUUUAUGUAAAAUACAAAAAAAGAGGUAAUUGCUUGUCCUUUUCACACCUGUAUGUCUUGUUUGCACUGUAGCUUUUCCGACCAACUUUACACUCCAUAAGAGAUCUGUAGGGUCCUCUGGAACAAGUCCUCUCUGUAAUUCAACCAGCUUCACCUAGAGCAAAGAUAGUGAAGGAAUGCCAUGUAUGAGUUUCAAUCUGCAGUUAGUGUACGGUGCUCUCCCUGCUCAGCUGUCGCUCUGCAUGGCUCACAUCUGGAGGUGUACUCCAUCGGCUGCAGCUGAAAUACCGACCAUGUGGACUCGCAGUAGCAGUUCUCAUUGGUUGAGGGUUUCUCAAGUUGAACUAGUGCUUGAUUGCUUGAUUACUUGAUUACUCGAUUACUACGGAAGCCGAGAACGGCUGUGCUUGCAAUUUAGCUUUUUUUAAUGCCAUUAUCUCAAAAUCAUGAGUUAAAUAUUUCACCUGCAAAUAAUCAAAUGAACCAGACAUUCAUUUUCAAAUUCUCCGUAAUUAUUCCGUGAGCUCAAGAAAAACCAACGUUUUUAUUUUUCCUCGUGAUGAAUUAUCUUGUUACUUUGUCAAACUGUUUUGUUUUCUUGAAAAUGGACAGAGUAACCCAUUUUUACAGAGAUACAGCCUUGUUGUCUCGUUACAACGAAACAAUGACCUUGUGACCUUGAGAUAUCGUCAUAAUAAAAUAAUUGCGAGCAUGGCCGUUCUCUGCUUCUGCACAGUUACUGGGAUUCAGGAUCAUCAUACAGUAUCUCCGUGCAUUUUAAUUUGAAUGGCAUUGUAGAGUCAGACAUGUGCUGAGUCUGUUAUUGCAAAGUCAGUGUACAGCAAAGCACUUAGAGGAGGUAGAUGUAGUAACAUAGUGGGACACUGAGAGCCUCAGAGAGCAUCAUAGACAACAAUCCUCACUAUGGGCAACCUGUUGCCAAACAAGAGUCAGACUCGCAUCCUGAAGCCAACCCAGGUAAUUUCUCUUUAAGUCUUAGAAAUAUUCAAUGUUUUUUAAAUUUGUACAUGCAUUUCUAAAAGGUUAGCAGUCGGCAUGACAAAGGCUGGUACAGGGUAGCUUGUUACAGGAAGUGUACCAGCAGAGAGGGCUCUAAUCCUGGGGGGUGAGCUACGCCGUGGAAAGAGCCACUCCUGCUCAAUGUAAGGAUGAGGAAGAAUCAUCAAAUGAAAAGUGCGGAUCCUUUAAAAAAAGAGAAUAAUACGUCUUCAUGUGAGCUGUUAGAGGGCAACACGCACAUAAAGUCCAUAUGAAAUAUCCUGGUGAUCAGGCGUUUAGUUCUUAGAUAAUUACCCAUUUCAGUCAUUCCAUCUGCAUUACAUGGUCACUACAGUACAGUAGGCGUGUGUCCUUAUUACGGUGACUUUGACAGGCCGAAGGAUUUGCUCCUUGUUUAGUUUGCAAGGGAUAAGAGUUACGUGGUUGUUCUCAUAGUAACAGUUACAGUUAAACACCAAGGACUCAUAUUGCAGUUCUUUCUCCUUUUUCUCACUUUCCAUCAGAGACAUUUUCCCUCUGUACCUGGCUCAAUAAGCACUUGUAUUUACAGUAGUGUUACAAAACACAAGAAAAAGACAUUUCCCAUGUUGGAUUACUGAACAUGUGUUUGUGUUUACUUUGUUUCUAAACAGACUGUAAUGAGCACAGUAGUGAUGGCGAUCCCACUUUGUCUGUUCCUUCAUUCUGCCAGCUUUUCUGUUCUGUUUCAUUUUCACCUCCGAGUGCCUCUGACCUGUUUUCACACAUGUACCAUUCCUAUCAUUGUGUUUCCUUGCUUGUGGCUUUCCCAAAAUAAUGUACAGUGUUUGCUCGUGAAAUGCAGCUGACUGUUGGAGAAAGACUAAUUGGCGCCAUCUUGUGGCUUCAGAUGCCUGACAUCAAGCAGUAAAAAUCAGCGCUCCAAAGUGAUGACAGGAUGUGGCACUUUCAGAAGAGUGACAGGGUCAGGUGCAAGGGACAGAAUAUAAGAGGAGGAAGAUUCUCCUUUAAAUUUUGCAUUUUGAAAAUAAAGUAGAACUGUAAAGAAUAAAGUCGAACUUUAAGUACAUGCACUAACGCUAUUAGUUGGAUUUAUUCUCAAAAGUUCAACGUUUAUUCUUGACAUUUAUUUCUUAAGAAGCAAAAGUAAAUGAAAAUAAAAACCUGGCCCUAAUGCUCUUCUGUAGGCACUUGACCCCAGCUCUAAGCACGAUGGCUCACCUGAGUCUCUGAAAAUGAAGUCCAGCAGGUGAACUUAAGUGUGGCCAGCAUGUGAUCAGAGAGUUUUGACUACCUGUGCAGAGGAAAUGUCUCCACCUAAACCUGUAGGUUAUCCAGAAUCGCUCACAUCAUCCUACCAGGGGUUUAGUCCUUUAUUUGUCCUCAAACUGACGCAGAGAGAAGCUGAUGUAAGGUUGAAAAGACAAAAUGAGGGCAGAGAGGGUCUUUGAGUUCCCGUGUCCCACACUUUAGAGAUGGACCGGUAAAAUAGAUUGAAACGUUGAGACACUUUGAAGAGUCCUGAGGGUAAAAUGACGUAUGAUUGCUUAUUCUUUAACCAGCAUCUCAUGUAUAUUUUGAGCUAUUGGAUUUCCUAACCUCUGCUCCUUUGUCUUUGGAGUUAAUCAGAGUUAGUAUAUCAGACUUUGGCAGACCCUUUAAACUCCUAAUCCAGAGCUUUAACCCGUAUUGUAGUGCAGACUAUUUACUGAGGGGUAUUGCAACAUUGUCAGUAUUAUUACACGUUUAUGUUGUUACAUGUUUGGAUCUUUAUUUGGCCAUUGACUGGCUGAUUUUGGAGUGUACAGAUGGAAAUCAGAGGAAUGAAAUUAGUAGCUUGUUCAAUGCACUUUUGUGACAGGACAUUUCCUUUUGCAGCGACAUUUUGAGGGCUCAGAUCCCCCUAGAAAUGAGAUUGGUGCAAAAAGCAUGGUGUGAAAAAGAAGAAGAAGAAAAGAGGGGCAAGUGAGGUUGGGACUCCGGCUGGGCCGCUGGAAACACAUUAACUGUCAGUCUGUUGGAUAGCAGAGACGGGAUGUGUGGGGGGGACAGGCACAAAGAGGGGACACUAGGACGUAACGCGAGUGUACAGAGUUUUAAAUCCUCAAGUGUCUGCGUCACUCGCUUUGGUGUGUAAAAGGAGAAUGUUUUUCUGACACCACCACAUUUCUGUCAAAUCAUGCACUGGGCGUCGACCUGCAGGCCUAAAGAAGGCUGCACAAAGUGUGAAGUGUUGACUUUGAUAGAAAGUUGCUUGCAAUAUGGAACACACCUGUUACCCCACAAUUUGUGCUGCCUGAGAAAAGUUUCACCCAGUUUCUGAGCUUGUAUAAUUGUGAGGAGUCAGUAUUUUUAUGGUUGGAAAACAAAGUAUCCUCCACCGAAAGAUGUACAGUAGAGGAAAAAACAUUUUGUACACCAUUCUUGAUGUUUGAGAGUUAAACAAUAAAAAGAUUAAAACAUUGAGGAAUGUUCCAUUUUCCUGUAAAUUGUACCUCUAUUUAUUUGCCUUAUUUAGUUUGCUAUAUUUUGUAUGUACACACAGCAUUACGACAAAUUGUUAUAUUAAAAAUAUGAAUAAUUAAA